AUGGGUUCAGCUCCUCUAGUGGUCCAACACUUCAUGGAAUUCUUGGUAGUCGACCACAGAUCGCCCUACCAUGGAGUAUUGGGAAGACCCGCCUUGAAAGAUUUUUGGGCUAUCACCUCCAUGCAUUACUUGUGUAUGAAAUUUCCGACUGAACAUGGGAUUACCACGGUACGAGGUGACCAGAUGGGCUCCAGGGCAUGUUACUUAAACUCUUUGCAAAAAUCGGAGCCCCGAACUGUUAAUGUGAUCAUAACUGAAGUUGCCACCGAACCCAAUUUGGACAUGGAAAUGAUCGACGCCCCUGAACGAGGGCAUACCUCCGAACAGGAGGAAAACGUUGACAUGGAAGAAGCCCCAGAGGAAGGGCACCCUCUUGAUGAAUUAGAUCCCCGAAUUAUUGACUCCAAGCCAAAUGCAACCCCAGUAGAAGUACUUGAGACCUUCGUCGCCAACCCAGAGGACCCCAUUGCCAUCAUCAUAAAAUCAACCCCUUCUGUACCCCCACAUAGGCAGAAAAAACGUGCUCUCAACCUGGAGCGGUACGAGGCACUCAAGGACGAAGUAGAUAAACUUAGCCACAGCGGCUUCAUUAGAGAAGUCAUCUACCCGAAGUGGAUAUCCAACUCAGUCCUGGUGAAGAAGCCCAACGGAAGGUGGAGGAUAUGCGUAGACUUCACAAACUUAAAUAAGAUACCCAUGUUCCGACCCAAUGAGGAGGCUACGUCAUUCAUCAUAGACAGGGGACUAUACUGCUACAAAGUCAUGCCCUUCGGAUUGAAAAAUGCUAGAGCUACAUAUCAAAGGUUGGUCAACAUGAUGUUUUUCGAACUCAUUGGAAAAAUCAUGGAGGUCUACGUGGACGACAUGCAAGUCAAAAGCUUUCAGGCUAACGAACACGCCCACUCAAUUGAAGUCCUCACCAACUUCCCAUUAAAGCAAGUUCUACAGAGAACGAACGCAUCAGGACGCCUGCUAAAAUGGGCAAUCGAGCUUAGUGAGUUCGACAUACUAUUCCGACCUCGACAUGCCAUCAAGAGCCAGGCCCUUGCAGAUUUUGUGGCAUAG
This is a messenger RNA of Olea europaea var. sylvestris, 1065 nucleotides long. RefSeq lists its product as uncharacterized. The record is from RefSeq and is a predicted model, not a curated record. The coding region runs from base 1 to 1065 and encodes 354 amino acids. Lineage: Eukaryota; Viridiplantae; Streptophyta; Magnoliopsida; Lamiales; Oleaceae. The transcript has 4 exons.